AUGGAAUCCAUCUGGAAUCACAUAACCUUGUCUGAACCCGUUCUUAGAAAUUCUGAUGUUGCUGGAAAAUCAUUAGUAUACAACAACAAUGAUAAAUUGAAUCAUUUCUUGAUGGCUCUUACUAAUGAUUAUGAAACAACACGGGCUGCAUUGCUAAACCAACAACCUUUGACAACUCUUGAAGAUGCUCUUCCUCAACUAAAAUCUGAAGAAACUCGUUUGGUUCCAUCUGGUGGUCCAGUUCAUGAAAGUAGUACAAUAUCCAAUUCUCAUGAUCAAUCUCCAAUUGAUAGUUCAACUCUCGAUAUAAAUGUUUAUUUAGAGAGCACACCUCUUCAGCCUAAUGUGUGUUUUUCUCCAAGUGAUGGUAAAUUAUUUUCUAAUGCCAAUCUUUAUCGGACAGUUGUCGGCAGUCUUAUCUAUCUGAUAGUUAGACGUCCAGAUAUUGCUUAUGAUGUACAAUUAGUUAGUCAAUUAUUGGUUGCACCUCGCUCUACUCAUUAUGUUGUUCUGCGAAUUCUUCGUUAUGUUAAAAGUAUUAUGUUCCAUGGACUUCACUUGUCAGCAAAUUCUUCUCUUGAAUUAAAAGCAUAUGCUGAUGUUGAUUGGGGACAUGAUCCCAUUGAUAGACUUUCUACUAGUGGUUACUAUAUUUCUCUAGGAGAUUCUCUUAUAUCUUAA
Molecule: messenger RNA, 681 nt
Organism: Solanum pennellii
Lineage: Eukaryota; Viridiplantae; Streptophyta; Magnoliopsida; Solanales; Solanaceae
Exons: 3
Coding region: 1-681 (226 amino acids)
Source: RefSeq, a predicted model, not a curated record